AUGUAUGGCUGCGCAAACCAUAGCAAUGAUGCUGUUUUGGAACAUUCCCAUCACCCCAGAAUGUUCUCUCCUGCCAAUGCGACAUGUAUCCUGCUGCUGUCCUGGGGCUGUGACUCGGCCAGAGGACAGGGGUCCAGGUCAGCCCCACAGAGCGCCCAGCCAGAGGGAAGAGACAUCAGUGAUGCUUCCUGCCCGACGCCCCAUCGCUCCCCACUAGCCCCAUGUGCUGGCUUCAGGAUGGCUGUGAGGGAGGCCCUGGUGCCUGGGAGGCUCCCUGACCUGCUCCUCUGGCUCAGGCUGCUUCUGUUGCUCUGUGGGGGGUGUCAGGUGGGGUACACCCAAGCCCCUGGCCCCCCAGAAGUGGUGAUUCCCUGCAGGGUAACGGGCCCUGACAGAGGCGGGAGCCCCAUGGACUGGCUCUCUUACAGCCUGCACUUCGAGGGCCAGAGACGCGUCAUCCACCUGAGAGCCCAGAAGCAUCUGCUGGCCAGACACAUGCCGGUGUUCAGCUACACGGAGCAGGGCGCACUCCUGGAGGACCACCCUUUCCUCCAGAGAGACUGCUACCAUCGCGGCUAUGUGGAGGGGGACCAGGAGUCCCUUGUUGUCCUCAGCACCUGUUUCGGGGGCCUCAGGGGAGUCAUACAGACCAAUGACAUCAUUUAUGAAAUUGAGCCCAAGAAACAUUCUACCACAUUUGAACACUUGGUGCACAAGUUGGACAGUGAGGAGACAGUCCCUCCCAUGAGAUGUGGACUAACAGACGAGGAAAUCGCACGCCAGCUCCAGUUUCUGGAGGGCAGGGAUGCCACCCUGAUGCAGAGCGGCUAUGAAGGGUGGUGGACCCACCAGCAGAUUGUGGAGGUGGCCGUGGUGGUAGACCACAAUCGCUAUCUUUACAAGGGGAGAAAUGUCUCAGAUGUGUACGCAGAAGUGUGCCUCGUUAUCAGUGGUGUGGGCAGCUUUUACAAAUCCCUGGAAGUUGAAAUAGUUUUAAUCGGCAUUGAGGUCUGGACGGAAUGGAACCCCUUUCCAGUAGAUGAGAUUAACAGUUUCUUGUUCGAAUUUUGUGUAUGGAAGAGUCAAGGCUUUGACUUCCGCUUGCCACAUGAUGUCGCACAUGCUCUUGUAAAUCAAAAUUAUGAUGAUUAUCUUGGCUUAGCCUAUGUAGGAGGAGUAUGUAGUCGUGGGUAUAACUGUGCGAUCGAGAGUUUCACUUCUAACCAGCUGUAUAAAGUUGCAUACAUUGUGGCACAUGAGCUUGGUCAUAACUUGGGAAUGUCCCAUGAUGAUAGCUUUUGUACAUGUGGAAGAAGAAAUUGCAUAAUGUUUCCUGAAAAAGUGAGUGCAACUAAAUUUAGCAACUGCAGUUAUGCUUCCUUUUGGAAUUAUGUUGGUCAAACAACAUGUCUACAGAUAGCUUCAGAUAUCAUCUUCAAGCACAAACGCUGUGGGAACAGUGUGGUGGAAGAAGGAGAAGAGUGUGACUGUGGUUGCAUCAAUGAGUGUGCAAAAGAUCCCUGCUGUCAGUCAGACUGCACCCUAAGCCCCGGGUCUACUUGUGCCUUUGGACUUUGUUGCAAAUACUGCAAACUCAGACCACCAGGCACAUUGUGCAGGAAACAGGAGAACCAGUGUGACCUUCCAGAGUGGUGCAACGGGACAUCAUCAUUCUGUCCCGAGGACGUGUACGUGCAGGAUGGGUUCCCUUGCUCAGACAGUGGCCACUGCUAUGAAAAGAGAUGCAACGACCGUGAGGAGCAGUGCAGGAACAUUUUUGGCAAAGAGGCCAAGAGUGCAAAUCACAGAUGCUAUCAUGAGAUGAACACUCGAGGGGACCGCUUUGGGCACUGUGGUUUCAAAGGUGAUACCUAUGUAAAAUGUGAUAUGGCAGAUGUCCUGUGUGGGAGGGUUCAGUGUGACGAUGUGACAGAGAUUCCUGUUCUGAGUGAUCACACUACAGUGCACUGGACACACUUUAAUGGGGUGUCCUGCUGGAGUACAGACUACCAUUUUGGAAUGACCACUCCUGACAUUGGGGAGGUUAAAGAUGGUACGGUGUGCGGCGUUGACCAUAUUUGCCUCAAGAGGAAGUGUGUUCCUGGGGUACUUUGGAACAAUUACUGUUCCCGGGAGACCUGCAACAUGAGUGGGAUCUGUAACAACAAAAAUAACUGCCACUGUGACCCUACAUGGGAACCCCCCACAUGCCAGGAAGCAGGAUACGGAGGUAGUGUGGACAGUGGCCCACCCCCUCCAAGAAGAUUUACUGUAGAAGGAAACGUAACAUACCUUUAUGGAUUUUGGUUGAUACGUUUAUAUUAUCUUAUAUUGUCUGUGCUUUUUGUGGUUUUGCUGACAUAUGAAACAAACAGCCAAGAAUUACCAGAACUUACGAACUAA
Molecule: messenger RNA, 2403 nt
Organism: Condylura cristata (star-nosed mole)
Lineage: Eukaryota; Metazoa; Chordata; Mammalia; Eulipotyphla; Talpidae
Product: disintegrin and metalloproteinase domain-containing protein 25-like
Exons: 2
Coding region: 1-2403 (800 amino acids)
Biological process (GO): proteolysis; male gonad development
Cellular component (GO): sperm head plasma membrane; external side of plasma membrane; plasma membrane
Molecular function (GO): metalloendopeptidase activity
Source: RefSeq, a predicted model, not a curated record